Molecule: messenger RNA, 2816 nt
Organism: Drosophila sulfurigaster albostrigata
Lineage: Eukaryota; Metazoa; Arthropoda; Insecta; Diptera; Drosophilidae
Gene: Tmep
Product: transmembrane protein 184B
Exons: 8
Coding region: 351-1820 (489 amino acids)
Biological process (GO): transport
Molecular function (GO): transporter activity
Source: RefSeq, a predicted model, not a curated record
CGACACAGGUGUUAAAUAAAACAGAAAGAAGAAAAGUCACAGUGAAGAAACAAAAAAAUAAAGUCCGCUUCCUAACGAUUUUGCUAAGCAAUACGUUUAAAUAAUUAAUUGGUAAUUACAAAAACCGUGUGCUGCAAGUACGUGCUAUAUUAAAUUCGAAAGUGAUUACGUUUCUCCGUCUUGCAGCAGACAACACGAACGUCGUGUGUUCGCGUCGCAGCGACAUAGAGAAGAAGAAGAAAAAUUAGAGUAGCAAUUGUUGGGAGCUGGCAAAUUAAACGGAAUUUCGGGCUGUGAAAAAAUAAAGAAACGCAAUAGCAAAAUCGUGAAAAGUUGCAUUUAUAAAAAGCAUGAGCACAACGCCGGCCAGUCUCAUUGAGGCGGCAAUAACUGUGAGCAGCGUCGCUGCUGCUGUUGUGAGUGGCAACGGAACAGCUGCAACAACAACAACCGUGAAACCGAAUACGAAUUACGUGGUACAAAUGAAAACUCCAGCUGUUGCACAGGAGCCAUUGGAUCCACUCCUCCAUGUGGGCGAUGGCAUAUUCCUGCAAACGAAGACCGCACAGGUGCUAGCCGGCGUAUUUGUCUGGGCAGCGCUGUUUGUCACAUGUCAACAGAUCUAUCAGCAUUUGCGCUGGUAUACCAAUCCACAGGAGCAACGUUGGAUAGUUCGCAUAUUGUUCAUUGUGCCCAUCUAUGCCACCUAUUCGUGGAUUAGUUUGCUGUUCUUCAACUCGGACAAUGUUUACAUCUACUUCUUUACGGUGCGCGAUUGCUAUGAAGCCUUUGUCAUUUACAACUUUCUGUCGCUGUGCUACGAAUACUUGGGCGGCGAGGGCAACAUUAUGUCGGAGAUACGUGGCAAGCCCAUAAAGACAUCGUGCUUGUAUGGCACUUGCUGUCUCAAGGGCAAGACCUACACUAUUGGCUUUCUGCGCUUCUGCAAGCAGGCAACGUUACAGUUCUGUUUGGUUAAGCCGCUGGUCGCCUUCAUCAUCAUCUUUCUGCAGGCAUUCGGACACUAUCACGAUGGCGACUGGAGCGCCGAUGGCGGUUAUAUUUACAUAACCAUCAUUUAUAACAUUUCCGUCUCGCUGGCUCUGUACGGUCUCUAUCUGUUUUACUUUGCCACACGCGAUCUGCUGACACCCUUUGAGCCCGUACUGAAAUUCUGCACCAUCAAAUCGGUCAUCUUCUUGUCCUUCUGGCAGGGCGUCGGCUUGGCCAUUCUCGAGAAGGCUCAGGUCAUAUCGCCCAUCGUUGACAGUGCUGGCACUGUCACAUCGGCUGGUACCGUUUCCGCUGGCUAUCAGAACUUUUUCAUAUGCAUUGAAAUGCUUUUCGCUGCCAUUGCGUUGCGUUAUGCUUUCCCCUAUCAGGUUUAUGCGCGCAGCUGCAUUGGUGAUGGCCAUGGACGCUCUGUGACUAUGCAAUCGAUUUCCAGCAGUCUUAAGGAAACCAUGAAUCCCAAGGAUAUUAUGACAGAUGCUAUACACAAUUUCCAUCCACAGUACCAACAGUACACACAAUACAGUUCAGGUGGCAAGAAUUCGCGUGGCAUUCGCGUGUCGAGCUACGAUCCCGAUGAUCCAAGCAGCGGCGGCGGAGCAACUCAAGCGGCAUCCAUGGGCGGCACAAAUGCAAACGGUGGUGGAUACAAUGCGGUGGCAACUGGCGGUGGCAACAAUGGAUGUGUGGCGCCCAAGACACUUGGCAAUCAACGGAAAUUCCUGCCGGGUGGACAACGUGUGGCGACCAUCAGUCAAAACUACAAUGAGAAGACCAUGCUGCUAAGCAGCGAUGAUGAGUAUCAGUAGAUGAGGAUGGAAAGUAGAUGGAUGAAGGGGAAGGAACAGAUAAAUUCUGGUCAAGAGUUGAGAGACGAGUGUAGUUCCAUGUUUUUGUUUAACGAAUUGUUCGUUGUCUUUUUCUGGAUUUUUGAUAUUUGGUUUUGUUUGACAACCUCCAAAAGGUUUUGAUUUGCUUGUACAAUAAUCUUAAGUAGCGCAACCGCAAAUAACAAACAAGAAAAAAAGAUAGGAAAUUAAUUAUAUAUUUAUAUGUAUAUGUACUUACUAUAUAUGUAAUAAACGGAAAGUACUUUAUAUAUGCGUCGGAAUGUGUAUGUAAUGUAUGACUAAUCAAUAUGAGAUUACUUUGUAUUUUUACACAAUGUAUUGUAAGUUGUUUAUCUCGGAUGACAGUUUAGUUGAGUAAUACAAUACGAUCAAUUUAAUAAUUCAAUUCACCUUUUUUAUAAAUCGUUUGAAAAACUUUGUAUAAAUCAAAAAGAAGACAAAAAUACUUCACCUCUAGCGUCUAAAAACCGUCGUUGAGCAAAUCUACAGGCUGCUUAUACAAUAAUUAAAUAAACUUCAAAGAACAAAUAUGUAUCUAAAAUUACAAAUUAAAAAAAGAAAACCAAAUAGCAAAACGAAACGCAUAAAUACAAACCGAAUAUAUUUAUAAAACUGUAAGAAGCAAAUUUUUAAAAAAUAACUGCAAGUAGGAAAGCAAAAAUAUGCCGGAACCGGGUAAUGAAUAAACAAACAAGACACAAGAUGAAAAUAAACUAGGUGAAUACGAACAAUAUAUUGUGGAAUAUAUGUGGAAGAAGCACUUUCACAUGCUAGCCGAAAUACAUGAUAAUUAAAUUAACAGAUAUGGAUACACGGAAUUGUAGACAAAAACUCCCAAGCAACAGAAAUGUAUAAAUCUUUUACCUGUACAGAGUAUGAUAUAGUACGAUAAAACUGAUACACAAUAUUUAUUUAAGCAAAAUUGAAUGAAAAAAAGAACACACACAAAACAAA